This is a messenger RNA of Schistocerca gregaria, 1335 nucleotides long. RefSeq lists its product as uncharacterized. The transcript has 3 exons. Bases 1 to 1335 code for a protein of 444 amino acids. The record is from RefSeq and is a predicted model, not a curated record. Lineage: Eukaryota; Metazoa; Arthropoda; Insecta; Orthoptera; Acrididae.
AUGCACUGCUCACAGAAAGUACAUCAACUAGAGGAAGUGAACUCAUACAAGACGUUCGUAAAGAAGCGUGUGGUGACGUUGUCGAGAAAAGACAAUGAAGAUAAAGAUGACCAGACAGCAGCUGUCCCCGCCAGCAGACAGCAGCGGUCCCCACCAACAGACAGCAGUGAUCCCCGCAAGCAGACAACAGCCGUCCCCACGAGAAGACACCAGCCGUCCCCGCCAGCAGACACCAGCCUUCCCCACCAGCAGACAGCAGCAGUCCCCGCCAGCACCCAGCAGCCGUCUCCUCCAGCAGACAGCAGCCGUCCCCACCAGCAGACAGCAGCCAUCCCCGCCAGCAGCCAGCAGCGAUCCCCGCCAGCAGCCAGCAGCCGUCCCCGUCAGCAGACAGCGUCCAUCCCCGCCAGCAGACAGUACCGGUCACCGCCAGCAGACGGCAGCGGUCCCCUCCAGCAGACAGCAGCAGUCCCCGCCAGCAGCCAGCAGCCGUCCCCGCCAGCAGACAGCAGCCGUCCCUGCCAGCAGACAGCAGCCGUCCCCGCCAGCAGACAGCAGCUGUCCUUGCCAGCAGAUAGCAGCGGUCCCCGCCAGCACCCAGCAGCCAUCCCCACCAGCAGGCAGCUGCCGUCCCCACCAACAGGCAGCAGCCAUCCCCGCCAGCAGCCAGCAGAAGUCCCCGCCAGUAGCCAGCACCCAUCCCCACCAGCAGACAGCAGCGGUCCCCGCAGGCAGCCAGCAGCGGUCCGCGCCGGCAGCCAGCAGUGGUCCCUGCCAGCAGCCAGCAGCCAGCCGCUGUCCCUGCCAGCAGACAGCAGCAGUCCUUUCCAGCAGACAGCAGCGGUCCCCAUUAGCAGACAGCAAUGGACCCCAUUAGCAGCCAGCAGCCGUCCCUGCCAGCAGACAGCAGCCGUCUCUGCCAACAGGUUGCAGCUGUCUCUGCCAGCAGACACCAGCCGUCCCUGCCAGCAGACAGCAGCUGUCCCCGUCAGUAGACAGCAGCUGUCCCCGCCAGCAGACACCAGCCAUCCCCACCAGCAGGCAUCAGCCAUCCCCGCCAGCAGCCAGCAGCCAGCAGGAGUCCCCGCCAGCUGCCACCAGCCGUCCCCGCCAGCAGACAGCAGCGGUCCCUGCCAGCAGCCAGCAGCUGUCCCAGCCAGCAGCCAGCAAUGGAAAGACGCGGUUGGCAAAGGUGCGAAGGAGGGGAGGUGGGAGGGGAAGCAGUGGCUAGUGACCUCGCGAGAAGAAUCACCAGCAGUUGAUCCGAGACUGCACAAGCGCCAGCUGCGAUCCUGUCCUCGGCUGCACAAGUCACCAGAGCAGAAAAAUUUGUAA